Molecule: messenger RNA, 822 nt
Organism: Trichomonas vaginalis G3
Lineage: Eukaryota; Parabasalia; Trichomonadida; Trichomonadidae
Product: mRNA splicing, via spliceosome
Exons: 1
Coding region: 1-822 (273 amino acids)
Cellular component (GO): U2 snRNP; U2-type spliceosomal complex
Molecular function (GO): RNA binding
Source: RefSeq, a predicted model, not a curated record
AUGCUCCCUCAAGAACAAAUUGAAAAAAAGCAAGACGAGCCAAAAACAGAUCAAAACGAUAAAAAAGAAGAAAACAAUCAACCAGCUCAAGUAGUUGAGCAUAAAAACGCCCAAUUAUCAAUUGUUGUCAAAAAUCUUCCAGAAGGAACAACUUCUCAGCAAAUUUCUGAGUUUUGUAAGAGAGUAGGAGUUCUUGCAACACAUCCAGAAACUGGUGAAGAUUUAAUUUUAUUAAAUCCUCGCGCUCAUAAGGCCACCGUUACAUAUGCAUACCCAGAAGCAACAAAUCAUGCGAUAGAAAUUCUAGAUGGUGAGCAAUUUCUUGUUACCGGUGAAAAAGUACAAGUAGAAAGAGCAGUUCGAGAGCCAUACGACUUUUCCAAAUGGAAAGGCGCAAUGAAAUUAUCGAGAAAGUUUCAUAGUUACUUUGGUGGUGAAGAAAAACUAGAUCCAUCAGAGCAGAAAAGAGUUAAAAUUAUGAUUAUGAAAAACGUUUUCGAUAUGGAUGAAUUAAUCAAAGAACCCGAGUUAUACGGCAAAAUUAUAAAAGAUUUGACAACUCAAUGUGAACCAUUCGGAAAAGUUACCCUUGUAAAGCCAAUCGAGAAGAAUCCUGAAGGAAUAGUCAUAGUAAGAUUUGACCAAGCUCAAUCGGCAUCAAAGGCAAUCGGAGAUCUCGAUCAAUGCGAAUACAGAAAUAGAAUUAUCACUGUAGAGCCAUGGGAUGGAAAAGAAAUACCAACUAUCGAAGAAACUGAAGAACAACUUCAAGCACGAAUCGAUAAUUUCCACAAAUUCCAAGAAAGCGGAGAAAACAAAUAA